CGCCAACCAACCCUAUAGCGCCGCCGUCUUCUCGUCGUUUGGAAUGAAAGAACAGGCAGGUCAAUCAAAAGGUCUGCGGGCGAGAAGCAAAAACGCAGCACGCUAGUCGCCCCGCCGUCCACUGGCACCGGCAGGCCAGCGCGCUCGUCGGCUCCCUCGCGGUCUCUCUCGCCCUGCUGCGCGGGCCGCGGCAUGCCGCGCCAGCAGGCGGAUCCUGUACGCGUCCACCUGUGCCUGUGCCUGUGCCUCCUUAAUUCCAAGUGGUUGAGCGUCCUCCAGUAACCACCAUCAUUAAUAGGCCACCCUCCCCACCCCACCUCUCGCCCUUCCCAGUUGCUUGGCCCCACCUGACAUGUCUUGGUCUUCUGAAUUCUGAUGAUGGAGCUCCCAGUCGUCAAUCAUGUCGUGUCUGGCUCCCUCGGCAGCAGGGCAAGAGUAGCCGCCGUAACACGGUCGGAUUACGCUGAUGUUACGGAGCAGUGGUAUACGGGUUUCCCACUCGCUCGUAGUACUUGAACCACUCGUGUACGGCAUACGGUUCGAAGAAGAGUGGUUGCCUCGCGUGCCUACAAAUUUGACUGCUCCGGCAGCUGGAUACGCCACAAGUUUCAACGGGCAGGUGCUUCCAUUCCCCUCCGUCUCCCUAUAUAUAUUUGGAGUUGCCCGCGUGACCAACUCACACAUAAGAGGCGACAUCACAUCGCGUUCCGCCGCCUCACACGCUAGUUGGAGCUGUAGUAUUAGCCAACCAGCCAGCCUCCGAUCUCCAUCCAUAUGGAGGAGGCUGCGCCCGCGGCGGUCAUGGAGCGGGAGCGCCUCACGGCCGAGAUGGCCUUCCGCGGCGCGGACGAAGCUCGGCGGGAAGGCGGCGACCCGGCGCCCAGCAUCGUCAUCAAGAUCCGCCGCCGGCUCCCGGACUUCGCCCGCAACAUCAAGCUCAAGUACGUGAAGCUCGGGAUCCGCCACGGCGGCAGCCCCACGUCGCUGCUGCCGGCGCUCUGCGUGCCGGCGGUCGCCGCCGCCGCCUACUCGUUCGUCCGCCUCGACGUCAUCUACUACUCCGUCGACCUGCUCACCUGCGUCGCCUGGCUCGGCACCGCGCUGCUGCUGCUCACCGUCUACUACCUCAAGCGGCCCCGCCCCGUGUACCUCGUCGAGUUCGCGUGCUACAAGCCGGAGGAGCGGCUCAAGAUCUCCAAGUCGGCCUUCCUCGAGAUGACCGAGAGCACCGGCUCCUUCAAUGAGGCGGCUCUGGACUUCCAGACCAAGAUCACCAGCCGCUCCGCGCUCGGGGACGAGACGUACCUGCCCCCGGGCGUCCAGGCGCGCCCGCCCAGGCUAAACAUGGCGGAGGCGCGGAAGGAGGCCGAGGCGGUCAUGUUCGGGUGCCUGGACGCGCUGUUCGAGUCCACGGGGAUCGACCCGCGCCGCGACGUGCGCAUCCUCAUCGUCAACUGCAGCCUCUUCAACCCGACGCCGUCGCUGGCGUCCAUGGUCAUCAACCACUACAGGAUGAGGGAGGACGUCAAGUCGUUCAACCUCGGCGGCAUGGGGUGCAGCGCCGGCCUCAUCGCCGUCGACCUCGCCAAGGACAUGCUCCAGGCGAACCCCGGAUCGUACGCCGUGGUGCUCAGCACCGAGAACAUCACCCUCAACUGGUACUUCGGCAACGACCGCUCCAUGCUCCUCUCCAACUGCAUCUUCCGCAUGGGCGGGGCCGCGGCGCUGCUGUCCAACAGGCGCGCGGACGCCGGGCGCGCCAAGUACCGGCUGCUCCACACGGUGCGCACCCACAAGGGCGCCACCGACGAGUGCUUCAACUGCGUGUACCAGCGCGAGGACGAGGCCGGCAAGGCGGGCGUCUCGCUGGCGCGGGAGCUCAUGGCGGUGGCCGGCGACGCGCUCAAGACCAACAUCACGACGCUGGGGCCCCUGGUGCUGCCCCUGAGCGAGCAGCUCAAGUUCCUCAGGUCCCUGAUGAUGCGCCGCGUGUUCCGCGUAGGGGGCGUGCGCCCCUACAUCCCGGACUUCCGGCGCGCGUUCGAGCACUUCUGCGUGCACGCCGGCGGCCGCGCGGUGCUGGAGGAGGUGCAGCGCAGCCUGAGCCUGCGGGACACGGACAUGGAGCCCAGCAAGUGCUCCCUCCACCGGUUCGGCAACACCAGCAGCAGCUCGCUGUGGUACGAGCUGGCGUACGCCGAGGCCAAGGGCCGGGUAAGGCGCGGCCACCGCGUGUGGCAGAUCGGCUUCGGCUCCGGGUUCAAGUGCAACAGCGCCGUGUGGCGCGCUCUACGCGACGUGCCGCCGCUGCCGUCGUCGCCCGGCGCCGCGGCGGGGCCGGGGGCCAGGAAGGGGACCUGCUGCAACCCCUGGGUGGACGACGUGGACAGGUACCCUCCCAAGGCGUACGUCUGAUGGGCCACGUCACGUGGCCACAACAACUGCAUGAUCCCAAUCCCAUUCGGAUUUCCUCACGACGAAUUAAUGAAGAAGGGCGUGUGAGUGUGAGGGAGAAAGUUAUACUUGUAUGUAUUUUUUUUUUCAGUUUUAUUUUGUCGUUUCGUUUUCCUUUCUUUUUCCCAGUAGGUUGCCGUACGUGAGUAGACAAUGCUGGCUUUUGGAAUUCAGAGAUGUAGUAUGUGGUGUAAAAUGAAUUCCAAAAGGUAGCAGUGCCUACCCUAUUUGUUGUCUAGUUCUUUUAUCUCCCUUGGCGUUCUAGACGCCCGUCCGGGGAGGUAGAACGGACAGACGAACCCAACAGUGUGCAAGAUCACAUGACUAGAGAAUCAUCGA
Molecule: messenger RNA, 2793 nt
Organism: Zea mays
Lineage: Eukaryota; Viridiplantae; Streptophyta; Magnoliopsida; Poales; Poaceae
Exons: 1
Coding region: 775-2415 (546 amino acids)
Biological process (GO): fatty acid biosynthetic process
Cellular component (GO): membrane
Molecular function (GO): acyltransferase activity, transferring groups other than amino-acyl groups
Source: RefSeq, marked validated